AUAGUUGUAGUGGUGCAAAUCAGAUGCUUCCUCCUCAGUGCUAGUUACAGUUGUGCCAAACCUACAUACAGAGAGAGAAAGAGAAUGUGUACCCAUCAAUAGCUGUGGUUAGUCUCUCAUCAUCUCACACAGCUUCAAAUUGAAUCAAAUCUCCAUAUUUCUGAGGAAAAAAGGUUGAUAAUUGAGUUGCAACAAAAGGGGGGAAAGAGGUAGUGAGUGCACAGAUGCGUUGCAAAUGGGGAAAUCCGAACCCCAAUUGCCAAUUCACAACCAACAGGACCAGAAUCAUGAUGGGAUGUUUUCGUUUGUUCGAUGUCCGAUGUGUUUCUCGAGAAUAGCUCGGUUGUGUAGUUUCAAAUGCGUGUUUGUUUUGCUUCUCAGUGUUUCUGUUCUCCUCACUGCGGUUUUUUCAAUCUUCCAUUUACACCAUAGACAAUCUGGGUUUGAUGCAAAAGCUUCAAUCAAGCACAGUGCCACUGUACAAGCAUAUUUCAGAUUACAAAAGCCGAUUUCAUAUCUUCUUCCUCAAAUCGAGAGACUAGAGUAUGACAUAAACGCAGAAAUAGGCGUACCUAACACAACGGUUGCGAUUUUAUCGAUGCAUAAAGCAAGCGCAUCUAAUUGGACCCAUGUGGUGUUUGGAUUUGUACCCGAUCCCAUAAAUUCUCCAAUAAAUCUUGUUUCUUUAAGUGUUUUGAGACCAUUGUUACUUGAUCUGUUCAAUCGACGUCUCAAUUUGACAUUGACGACUUCCAUUUUUGGAGAUCCAUCUUCAUUUGAUCUUGUGAAGUUUCCUGGUGGAAUCACGAUUAUCCCUAAACAAUCUCCAGCCAUUUGGAUGCUGCGACAAGCCCUUUUCAAUUUUACCCUCCCUAAUUCUGUUCGUGAAAUUGAAGAAAACUUUGGUGAACUCAAGGAACAGCUAAAAUUAGGGUUGCACCUUAAACCUUAUGAGAGUGUAUAUAUGCAAGUGACCAACAAAAUUGGAUCAACAAGAGACCCUCCAGUUACAGUCCAGGCAUCAAUAGUAUCUGAUCUAGGCAACCUUGUGCCCCUAAGAUUAAAACAAUUGGCACAAACAAUUACAAGAUCGCCCCCCGCAAGAAAUCUUGGCCUAGAUCACUCUGUCUUUGGUAAAGUAAAAGAAAUCAGUUUAUCUUCUUAUCUUUCUCAUACCCUAAAUGCCCCUGCCCCUACCCCUGCCCCAUCUCCUGACCUAAACGAUUAUGCGGGACCCACCAUUUCACCGAGCCCUCAAAACCAUGCUCCUGUGCCAAAUUCCCCUGCACCUUCGGUGCACCAUUCUUGUGGUGGGCCCCAGAUCUUGCCUAUGUAUGGUCCUGGUCCAAGUGCUUCACCACCCAUGAGUGAAAAGUCUGAAAUGCCCCCGGGUCUUUCUCCUUUACCGGUUGUGUCAUUUGGGUCAACGUCUGGUCAACAAAAAGGGGAUGAAGCGGGCCCACCAAUUUCAGUUGCACCAACCGCGUCUUCUUUAUCAAAUGGUUCUUUCAAUCACAUAACAUGGCCUUUACUCUUCUUCUUUACACUUGUGGCACUCCUCCAAACAUUAUAAUGUCUGAUUUAUCUGCUCCAUGUUGGUUGUGGAACCGGUUGAUGGAGAGAUCCAGGGGUGGAAUUUACCCUUUUUACAAAGUAUAGUACAAACUUUUUAUGCACUUACACAAACACACCUUGAUAUACACACACAAACUCACCUUGAUACACACACACAAAAAUAUUGUACAUGAACAAGAAAAAGUUGCGGGUCAAAGUCAAAUGGUGGCAGGCCGCUUUGUGUUCCAUGUUGUGAAAGAUAGAAAUGGGAAUGUUUCCCGAAGGGAAUUGUUCUUGAAAAUGUCGGCUAAUUGAGAAGUUUAAUGUCUCCAUGUCGUGUUAUUGAUUCACAACAAAAGGUGUAACUUAUGUUGGUUGUUUUUAUAAGAUAAAAGAAAAACAAGAUCACAACUCUAUUGUUAUAAGAAACAUAGUGAAAAAUGAGAUGCAUCCUUUUUAUA
Lactuca virosa is the source of this 2015-nucleotide messenger RNA. The record is from the annotation of a GenBank genome assembly. Lineage: Eukaryota; Viridiplantae; Streptophyta; Magnoliopsida; Asterales; Asteraceae.